Messenger RNA from Closterium sp. NIES-65, 1290 nucleotides. The record is from the annotation of a GenBank genome assembly. Lineage: Eukaryota; Viridiplantae; Streptophyta; Zygnematophyceae; Desmidiales; Closteriaceae.
AUGCCUGCUGGCGGAUGCCACACUCGCUACGUCUGCCCCUACAUAGACAACCUAGCUACCGCAACGAUCUCGCAGUCCACUUACACCAGCUACAAAUACAUCGGUGAUUACCAGGGUCUGUUCAACAGCCAGGGCGGGCAGUUUGCGCCACACCAGCGCGGAUCGGGUCCCGUGAACUUCGAGCGAUACACGGAAGUGGGGACCAUUUUCGAUGUCGUGAAGGGCGUGUAUGGUGACACGCUGCAGGAGUGCUGCCGCGCGUGCGCGCGCUCCACCUACUGCUACCAGUGGCACUGGUUUAAAAACUCGCGUCUUGCCGGAGAAAACUCGAAGGUGGCGGGAUUUAUCGACCGCAUACAGUGCUACCUGCUGGAGAAGAACGGCGGCUCGGGAACAUCAGGCUCUUUCAAGACGCCGAAUGCGGGCGACGCGGCCACGCAGACUGCGAAUGCGGCGACGUACCCGCUGAGCUUCGUCGGCGGGCUCUGCAACGGCACCGCGCUCGUUGAAAACGACCCGCAUCUCACGGGCGCGCACGGCACGCACUACGACUUCACUGGGCGGCUCGAUAAAUCGUUCUGCCUCUUCUCCGACCGUCGAUUCCACGUCAACAUGCAUCUGGAUGGAUACCAAGGCGCACCGCCCGCAAUUUCCGCGUCUGCGAAGUCGAAUGAGAAUAAGGAUUCCAGCACGGAGCUGCACACGUGGAUUAAGGAGGUCGGCGUGGUGUGGAUGACGCCUGACGGCGCGAACCACACGCUGCGCAUGGUCGCACGCAAGGGCAAACAGCAGGAGCGCGGGGAUAACGGCUUCCUCUCGCUGCUCGAGGUAGACGGCACGACGACGGCGCCUCCAAGCGUCGGCGAGUCGAUUUCGACAAGCGGGCUGGUGGUUACCAAAGUCGCGGAGGAGAAAGAGGGGCCGUUUGACGUGGAUCAGUUCAAGGUGCGCGUGGCGGGGCUGGGGGAACUGGACGUGCGCGUGCGCGUGGCGCAUCCGCUGCUGCAGACGCCCACCGAGGCGGAGGCGCACUUCAACGUGGAGCUCUCCGAUGUGAAGAUGACGUCAGCCGCGCACGGCGUACUGGGACAGACUUUCAGGAACUCGCCGGAGCAGCUGCAGCGCGCGGUGAAGUACUCGCACUUGGCGGCGCUGCUGCACCACCCCGUGGACGUGGAUAAGGCGGAGGGCAGGGGGUUCCUGGACGGAGAGGUGGAGGACUACAUCUCCUCGUCUGUCGUUGCGCCCGAUUGCAAAUACGCCAGCUACGGCACCACCUCGGACGCCUAA